This is a messenger RNA of Daldinia caldariorum, 1722 nucleotides long. RefSeq lists its product as uncharacterized. Lineage: Eukaryota; Fungi; Ascomycota; Sordariomycetes; Xylariales; Hypoxylaceae. Gene Ontology annotation, molecular function: DNA-binding transcription factor activity. Gene Ontology annotation, biological process: regulation of DNA-templated transcription. Bases 1 to 1722 code for a protein of 573 amino acids. The transcript is spliced from 2 exons. The record is from RefSeq and is a predicted model, not a curated record.
AUGUCAUCUCCAUCGAAUUCAGGCCUGUCAUCAGGCCUGCUUUCAACCUCAACCUCUGACAUGGCUGACCCCCUUGAGCUCUUCGAUUUUUCCCAAUUUGACUCAAAAUCGUACCGAUCAACUUCCAUCUCCGGCUCUCCAACUACCGCUGUGAAGCCUCAAUUUGCCAUGACCUCAACAGCGGUAACAACACCCAGUAUCUUAUCGACGGCACAAGUAUUACCCGGCCCCAGCCAUCAGUAUGAUCAGUACAAGCAGCAGACCCCUUUCGUCCCAGGAGCUCUUGCCAGCACGAUUGCUUUCAACAACAGCAACCAAGUCGCCGGCUAUAAUCUAGACUACCUGUCUCCGGAGAUGGGUUCGGUUGAAGAUGCAUUCGACUUCAACACUCUGCCUUCGCAGAAUAUAAACCCCACAGCCAUGGAUCUCGAUUUCGAAUCCCGGGCGGAUGCUUCGUUCUUCUUCGAGUCGACGAUUAACCCCAACGCCAUUGGAGGACAACCCCAAACAAUGAUGUCGCCCAUCGUUCCAAGUCAGACAAGCAAUGUUGGAAGGAUGUAUCCUGGUAUGCACCAGCAGGCUGCAUUGGCAAAGGCCCAGGCACAGCAACAGGCACAACGACAGCAUUUCAUUCAACAGCAACAAAACCGACAAAACCAACAAGCCAAGCAAACCCGGCCAAAAGCCCCGAUGCCACCAGACCCACUCGUGGAGCAGAAGAUUACCCAACUUCUUAACUCGAUGAGAUCGACCGCCAGUGCUACUCCUGCAGAGUCGAGUGAUAGUACCCCUGCUGUCCAGCUACCCAAGCUCAAGAAGGAAGAAGAGGAGAUGGAUGAGGACGAGAGACUUCUUGCUAGCGAAGAAGGAAAGAAGCUUAGCAGUAAAGCAAGACGCCAGCUACGGAAUAAAGUGUCUGCACGUGCUUUCCGUUCGAGAAGGAAGGAGUACAUCUUUCAGCUUGAGACCGAGAUUGCGAGCAAAGUAACCGAAAAUGGCAACUUGCGUGCUCAGAUGCGUGCUUUGAUAGAAGAGAACAAGCGCCUUACCGAUUUCAGCAAGACGCUACUUUCAUCGCCGUCCUUCUCUGAUUUUCUGAAAGCCCUACCCUCUGCUCUUUUGCAGCCGCAGCCGCAGCCCGAGCCCCAGGUUCGCGGAGAUGCCAACACUUUCAUGGCAGGUCCCCAGAAUCAUCCACAUCAGCAGAUAGGGAUGGUCAUGUUACCUGAGCAACCAAUGGACUUGAGUAUGCUAACCCCAAACAACUCUGACUUCAAUUAUCAACCUCGCGUCUAUGCGCUAUUGGAGACACCCGAAGUUUCAUUCAUCGACACUGAAGUUUUGGGUGGAAAGGGAUCAAGUUUUGUGGAAUCCUUUUCGCCAGAAGCCGAGAAGGAUGUAGUUCCUGUACUGAAGUCUCCGGUAUCAGAAACUACCGCCCUGCCUGAAGCAUCUGAGAGCUCAACUGGAAACGUUGACGGGGACAUUUAUGAUGACGAAACAAUCAUUACAUCCUCGGCGCCUAUUGAGCUGAAUACGGAUAGCCUCAUUGCUGUCGACAUCUUUGGAGGUAUCGAACUGGAAAAGGCCUUGGCUAGGUAUGAACUUGUCGACUCUUCAGAGGAAGAUACCGUUGCCAUUAUUGCCGCACGACGGGUCGAGCGUCUUGCGGCAAGCCUUGAACCCGUCUUGGCUAGGUUAGAUACGCUCAGCAUGGCAUAG